This is a messenger RNA of Poecilia reticulata (guppy), 3932 nucleotides long. It is a transcript of the gene ica1, whose product is annotated as islet cell autoantigen 1. Lineage: Eukaryota; Metazoa; Chordata; Actinopteri; Cyprinodontiformes; Poeciliidae. The record is from RefSeq and is a predicted model, not a curated record. Gene Ontology annotation, cellular component: Golgi apparatus. Gene Ontology annotation, molecular function: protein domain specific binding. Gene Ontology annotation, biological process: regulation of transport.
AUGUUGCCAUGUUUGCGCCAGAUAAACAUCCCUGAAUUGUGCGCUGCGGUUUGCAGUGGAUGCAGGAUGCGGGGAUGUUUGUCUCCUCUCUGAAGAGGAGGGGAGUGCGCCCUGACUGACGUCAGCUUGUUUCGUGCAGACGGACAAUGAGCAGCUGUGUGUACAAAUUUACAGAAUAAACCCGGGCCUGAAAUCCCGGCAUCGCUGCUGCUGCUAUUUAUGCAUCGAUAGAAGAGAUGCGACGCUGCUGUUUCUGCAUGCUGCCUUUUUCGCUCAGGAGUCGUGACGCGCGAGCUGCAGAUGACGCUCCUCGCGCAGCAGGGGAAGCCCGAACUGCAGGGAAGGGGGCGCCAUUUUUACACCAAUAUGUAAACAUUUAAGGCCAGAUAUGCUGUAAUUAAUGGCAGUGUAAUAAUAUAUAUAUUUACAGAAAAGCUUCCCGAUACUGAAACAUACUACACAGAUCUGAUCUAGUCUUUUUUGUUCAGAGUAUUUUUAAAUGUAUAGCGAGUAUAAAUAAAAUAAAAUUCAAAACAGAGAUCCUUCUGGCUUGAAUGAGAACUACCUCUAUCUCACAGUUUUUCCAAAUAAUAGAAAAAUAGAUUGAUGGGUAUUGAGUAGUUAAUAUCUUAUAUUAAUAUUUAAAUGCAGUUAUGUGGCAUAGGUCUAUAUCUACAACGUUCACAAUCUAAAGAGUCAUUUUAUUAUCAGGCCAGCCAAAUAAAAAAGCCACAAAUAUCUUGGGACAUUUUGAAAAUAACUACUUAGAAAAUGUGUUGUAAUUUGUAACCACCAUUUUAUUUCUUUUUAGGAAUUAAAAUAAAGAUAAACACAAUUUAGUUAAAGGAAGAUGUAAAAAAUAAAAUAAAUCCAACCUGAUAUGAAGCAGGUCUGCACUAGAAGUAGCGUCAUUCUUUGUAAUUUAAUGCAAAUAUAAGAAAAGAAGUGAAAAUCCAUUUUAAAAAACUGAGCUUGUUACUAAUUUAGAAACAAAUGCUGGUUCUUUUUCAUGUUGUUAGAAGCCAUUGUGAAAAGUCCAAAAGCUAAUAAAUUUGCCUCCAUAUAAAUUAAUCUAUAAACGUCAAUUAAUUUUAAAAUUUAAAUAAGGGUCAAAAAUAUGCAAGAAAAAAAAACAAGGAAAUUCUUUAGAUUAAUAUAUAAAAAUUUUCUAGCAAAAUCAUGGAUAAUUUUGGAUUUCAAAAGUCGGACAUUUUUAGAUUAAUUUGAUUUUUUUUCAGCAGAUUUUCGCCUCUUCAAUCUCAGAAACGUCCUUAAUUUUUCUAGAAAGUUUCUGAGUCAAAUGUUCAACUUUUCAAGCUCAAAAAUGUUAAAUGUUUCUGGAAAAUUUCUGAGAUUAAUCUGAAUUUUUGGGUGAAAAUGUUGUCCUUUUUUCUACAAUGGUCCCAGUAUGUCUUCAUAUUUUCCCCAGGUCUUCUUAAAAAUGGAGGGCAAACAUUUCGGCUCCUCUGGGGAAUACCUGGACCGCCUCAUCCAGAACCGAGACUCAUCGGUGGUGAACAAGUUCCAGAAGAAGUACUGGAAAACCAAGCAGACGCUCAUCAAAGUCACCGGGAAGAAAGAGGACGAACACGUGGUGGCGUCAGACGCAGAGCUGGACGCCAAGCUGGAGGUCUUCCACUCCAUCCAGAGAACAUGCAUGGAGCUGCUAAAGGUCAUUGAGCAGUACCAGAGGAGGAUCUGCUUCCUUUCUCAGGAGGAAAACGAGUUGGGUCGUUUCCUUCGCUCCCAGGGGUCGCAGGAUAAAAGCCGGGCUGGGAAGAUCAUGCAGGCGACAGGGAAAGCUCUCUGCUUCUCCUCCCAGCAGAGGCUGGCUCUGAGGAAACCUCUGUGCCGUCUGUACCAGGAGAUUGAGACUUUCCGUUACCGGGCCAUCUCUGACACGUGGCUGACGGUGAAUCGGAUGGAGCAGUCCCGGACCGAGUACCGCGGAGCCUUGCUUUGGAUGAAGGACGUCUCUCAGGAGCUUGAUCCGGACACGCACAAACAGAUGGAGAAAUUUCGCAAGGUUCAGGCUCAGGUCCGGACGACCAAAAGCAGCUUCGACAAGUUAAAGAACGACGUCUGCCAGAAGGUUGACCUGCUGGGGGCGAGCCGCUGCAACCUCCUCUCACACGUUCUGACCACAUACCAGACGACUCUUUUGCACUUCUGGGGGAAAACGUCUCACACCAUGGCAGCCAUACACGAGAGCUUUAAGGGCUGCCAGCAUAAUGAGGUUUCCACAGCGAAGGAUUCCACGGACAAAAAUAUGGAGAAGAAAACAUCGGAAAGGGAAACAGAGGAGAGAAGAAAUGAGACAACUAAUGACCAACUAAUCUCAUUAGGACAUGAAGAAAAAAGUGAAAAGAUGAGAGAAGAGUUGGAUGGUGAGGAGGACAGCUUGGCUCUGCUCAAUGAGAUCCUGGGCGGUUUGUUUGUGGACGAUUUUUCCCAGGAAUGGACCAAAGGGUCUGGAGACACGGAGGCGAGUGCCGGUCCAUCUGACACCCAGCAGCAGGAAAACUCGUUCUUUUUGCCGUCACAGCUUUUGGAUCAAAGCUUGAACAAGUCUUCUGCCUCAGACUGGACCGGGAUCGUCCCACAGCCGGACUUAUCACCUGGAUCUGGACAGAACCCUAUAAAGCCAGCGGUGAAAGAAACAAGCGGACCAUCCAAAGACCUGUCAGCGUGGUUCAACCUGUUCGCUGACCUGGACCCUCUCUCCAAUCCAGAUGCAAUCGGAGCAGCCAACAGAGAAAACGAGCUUCACACAGCAUAGUUCUUCCUGAGCAGCGUGACACAUUUAGAAACUACAUCCAUCUGUUUGGCUUCAGCUAUAAACUGUUUCCAGUAUGAUGAUAAACACUCAUCAGAGGCUGGAAGGCUGGAUUUUUAAACUUCUUCCAAACGCCGUAAGAAAAUAAAACAAUCAAGUCAGAACAAGUUACCAUAUAUAAAAUCAAUCACAAAUACUAGAUUAUAACAAAACAUAAUGCACCAAAUGUGUUGCUCUAAUAGCUGCGUUUCCAUUGACUAUAUAAUUUCGAAAACAGAUUCACUUAAUGGAAACGUCAAUUUAGAAAAAAAUACGUUAUUGAUUGAAAGUUUUGAUGUUAGGUGGUUUGAAAUUGGUUUAUUGCUCAAAACUAAAUUUGAAACUUUUUUUUUUUUGCAUUAUACACGAGUCACAUGAUCAACAAUUGGAUGUUACUACUGGCAGAAACCACAAAGAAGACAGGAAGUGACAUGAGGAAGAUGCCUCGGCAUUUGUUUAAAUGAAUUAUUAUGUGAACAAACGUGAUUUAACUGCAUUUCUUAUUUAGUAGAAAUUGCAAAAUUGUGUUUUUCUUUUAUAUUAGCAAACUAUUAAAGUUUUGUGCACAUUUGAAAACAGGAGAUUGUCUUGAGGAAUAUUCCCCAUGAAACUUAACCCUCCAUUGCUGUUGUCAUAACUCUUAUAGAUGAAAUUCUGCAAUUAUUCUUCAAUUAAAAAGUUAAUGAUCUAAUUAUUAAAUAUUUGAAAUUACAUAGUGCAACUUUUAAGCAUUAUUUUGUGUCUUAAUUUGUAUAACUUUCAACAAAUAAAAACAAAAUGUUGACUUGAUUAGGGAAUAUUGUCAUAUAAAGGUGAAAAAAUGUAAAAUAUUUAAAAAAGGCUCACCUACUGAAAAUUUUAGCAAAAAGAAGUGAGAGAAUCCAGCCUUCAUCAGAACUCGGCUGUAUUUUACAGCUGUAAAAGUUAAAAACUGGUCACAGAAAGUUGGUAUUUUGGUUCUUUUUAACCUUUAUUACAAAACUUUAACUUUAGUAAUUGUUUGGAGAUUUUAAUCUAGAUUUAAACCUGGUGGAAUAUUUAGGAAGUGUUUAAGAUAAUUUAAGUUUCACAAGGGAUUUUAUUAAAACGGCGACUCAUGUUGCCAUCAGAUGCAAAA